This is a messenger RNA of Symbiodinium sp. CCMP2592, 4368 nucleotides long. Lineage: Eukaryota; Dinophyceae; Suessiales; Symbiodiniaceae. The record is from the annotation of a GenBank genome assembly.
AUGGACUCCAGACCCUUUGCAAGCUUGGUGAACGAGCCCAUCGAGCCUGGAGAGGCUCGGCCUAACGCCUCUGAGACUCCCAAUGUGGCGUUCGAGCCUGAAGCCGGUGGGACAAUGAGCACAGCUGGAGCACGCCUGGCUGAUUAUAUGGACUUCAAGGACGAAGGCAUGGAAGAGGACUUAGAUGUAGAUAGGACUUUGCUGGCGGAGGAGGAAGAGGACGAGAACAUGCCGGCGUCAGCAGAUGAGGCCCGCUUUGCCGCACUAUUGGAAGAAGGACCUAGCAAAGAGCAAAUGGAAGCAGAAUCAGCUCAAGACCCCUUCUCUGCAACGCCGGGAGCAACAUCUUUCACGUUUAUCCGGACAACGCUGCAGCAUCUUAGCAGGGGACUGGUCGCCAAGAAGUUGGACGCGUCCAACAAUUUCGAACUAUCCUUCGAAUUGGUUUUGCAUCAAACCGCCAAAGAGCGCAGGGGUGUGGCACAUUUCUCUGUAGGGGGAUCCACCAGAAGCCAGCUGCCUCGUGUUUGCAUACCUCCUGGGUCUACAAAAUUGUAUUUCUUCUUGCGGCAAGGUUCUUUCCGUGCAAAAUUGGCAACAGCCCCCAUUCCCCGCAAUCGGCUUGUUCGGGUGAGUUUUCGGCUGGUGCAACAUGUGAUAUCUGUGUCAGUCGAUGGCGUGGAGCAGGCUACUGCCUCAGCCGACGGCUUGCAGGUGCCAGUCCCUGCCAAGAUGUUCGCAUAUUUUGAUGGUCCAGGCGACAUCGCCGCGGAGGCGAUGGUAGGAAAUGCAGUCUAUCGCUGGCGCCACUUUACUUUGCGACCCAGGGUGCAGGCAACAACGAUCUUUGAGCUGCCACCGGAUGAAAUUCAAUUGAUGGUAGAAGUGACGGAUGAACUGAAGAAGUCCAAAAGGUGGGCAAAGUUUGAUGCUUUCUUCGGCAUGAUUGUGUUCGCUAAUGCAGUUUCUAUGGGCAUUCAGACGGAUUGCCGGUGCGCUGAUGAUGUGGUGUGGCAGAUUCUGGACAAUGUUUUCCUCGUGGCCUUCAUCAUAGAGCUUGUUUUGAGGGCUGUGUUCAGUGGACUGCGGCAAUUUGGUGCCAUGAUAGUCUCUGACCAUUGGCUGCAGCUUGAUAUGAUGGUGAUUUCCCUGAGCGUUGUGGACACAUGGAUACUCGGCGAUUUGGGCAGCGGCGGAGUGUUUGCCCUCGCACGCCUCUACCGGCUACUUAAGCUUGUCAAGAUGGUUCGCUUGCUACGCACAUUUCGUCAGCUUGCCAUGCUCGUGGAGGGCAUAUUGAGCUCUUUGCAAACACUGUUCUGGGCAGUUCUAUUGUUGGCGCUGAGCAUCUACAUGUUUUCGGUGCUUCUGGUGCGAAUGGCACAGUGGAAUGUGGAUGCUGUGAAGGAUGCCUCGCUUCCUUUUACAUCGCUUCCAACAGCCAUGUGGACACUGGUGCAGCUAUCGACUUUCGACAAGUGGGUGGAAUUAGUGCGAGUUGCCGCCUUUCAGCUUGGGGGCCUUCAUGGUGGAGCAGUUGCCAUUGUUCUGUUGAUAUGUGUGUGCCUGACUGGGCUCGGCAUCAUGAACCUGGUGGUCGGCAUUUUGUGUAACACCGCCUUCAAGCUGGAAUCUCGUCAAGUUCGUAUGGUAGGAGCAGAACGUCUUUUAAAGCAGCAGGGGGCUCUCGAGCUUUUCCGUCAGCAGCUGCUCAAACACGGGACGCACCUGCUCAAGAACCCCCGAUACAUAGCGAAGGAAGAAUUCUUCGAAGCUCUGCAAGACAGUGGCAUCAAGGAAAUCAUUCAAAUCUUGAAUCUUACUGACAAGGACUUUGACAUGCUGGUAUCUGCACUUGAGGAGAACAACGACAUAGAAAUCGAUGGCAUUAUUGAGGCCAUUGGCAUCAUCGAACUGCAGUCCUACUUUGCACAGAGUGUGGCCAAUAGUGUCAAGAAACACAAAGCUGCGACAGCUUUGAGGCCAGUGGACCUGCUGUUCUUCUGUAUCAGUCUGCGACAACUGGAAGCUUCUAUGGAGAAGGUCGAUCGCCAUGGCCGAAGCAUGUGUGCUUUUGCAUAUGAUGCGCUAAGUAUUCUCUAUGCUCGUGCAGAAGAAUCCUACACCUUGCUCAGGCUGACACAUGACGUCAGAUGGACCCCGCCUGCUUCAAAGAUGGAGUCGACGCAGUCCUCCUUAAAUGUUAGGAAGAUGGAAGAGACGGCCAACCAGUUCAAUCUCGAUACGGAGGAGCAGAAGCUUCUCAUGCCGAUAGACAUCUUGUUCGGCAGCGUUAUCGCGGUGAACGGUGCAUUUGUAGGAGUUCAAACGAUGCAGGAUGACGGAAACGUGCUUGUGUACUGGAUUGACUUAGCCUUUACAUUUGUGUUUACCUUGGAGUUCAUUCUUCGUGGCGUUUUGGCAGCGAACCUAAAUUAUGUCCAUCAGACGGAAGAGGGGGAUAGUGACCUGAACUUCUUCCAGCAAGCCAGCAGGAAAGUGGCGAGAUUCGCUAAGUUGAGGUCAAGAGUCAGGUGCUGGAUCUUGCCACCUUGUCCACCCGGUGGGGUUCUCAGCGUGCUUUCUGCUACCUGCCGAAGCCUUAAGGAGUUUUCCGUCUCUUUCGAUUUCACGAUCAUCGUUCUGUCGCUCCUGGAUUCCCUGGUGAUUGUCCAGCUCCGCAAUGCUGGAGUGCUUGAGCUUGACACUUCGGCUCUCUCAGUUCUGCGAGCCUUUCGUUUGUUUCGCUUGGCAAAGCUACUGCGCAUAUUCAGGCUCUUUCCACAACUGCAGAAGCUCGUCUUCGCAUUGAUUGAGACCUGGAGACAAGUGUUCUGGGCCCUCAUGUUGAUUCUCCUUCUGUUGUAUGCCUUCUCCAUUUAUGCAGUGUCGAUGAUCGGGAGAGAUGCAGCUCAGGGAUCUACAUCGAAGUCGUACUAUGGUACUUUGACCGACUCUUUCCUCACAGGAUGGCAGGUCACAACUUUUGACCGUUGGGAUGAGGUUUUGUACACAUCCACCGACAACCUUCUCCAUUUCUGUAUGCUUUUGCUGGUGGCUGUCGUGUUGGGUUUGGGGUUGAUGAACAUGGCCGUUGGAGUUGUAUGUGAAGCUGCCAUGAGCUUACAAGCCAAAGAUGAUGCCGAUGUACAGCGAGCUGAACUGAUCGCGUUCUUGUCGGCUAUGAAGAAUCUCCAAGAGACGUGUGUACGAGAACUCGGGGACCAAAUACUGCCGGCGAGUUUGAUGGAAGAUGCCAUCGGCUUGAAAAUGAACCCGCCAUUGGGCCGUUCGAUCGCUGGCCAGAGCACCGUCAACAACCAGUUGUCUUUCGCGCAGGAUCAACUUCACUCGUUCCUGCCGAAGCUCCAAGAGUUUCUGGGAGAUGCAGGCUUGCACAGACUUCUGGUGAAGAGAGUUCGCGACAAAGUGGACCAUGGAAGAACUGGACUGGUCACGGUGGAUGACUUCACGAAAGGUGCCCUUGUGACGAAAGAAGACCUGGCAAAAGUUGAGUUGUACGGUUGCACGGUUGCAUUGCGGGAGGUUCGAGCCAAAUGUCUCAAGAUGAACGAGUGCAUUCUGAAUAUCCACAUGUCUCUGCAACUUGUUCUUGAAGAGAUGUGUGCGGUCAUCCACCGGAAGAAUCAAUCAAAUGACGAUGGUCAAAGUGCCUCUGGUGUACUGCAUAUCGACGGCAUGGAGUAUGAUCCGAGCACUUUACGACCGGAGGCGGAGAGAGCUGUCAUGGAAAUGGGCAAGUGGUCUGGCGAAGGCAGCCUUCCACAGAUUCUCAACAUGGGGACUCUUUUUGUUAGUGCCGGCACCGGGAAGAUCGACGUCUCCGGAGACGAAGUCGUCGGCUUUGGGACAGCCUUCCGAGCGGAAGUUCAGAUUGGUGAUAUCAUCAUAGUCGAACCCCUGGUCGCCCAGAAACAUGGAGACUUUGCAUCAAAGAAAACCUUCGCGAUGGCGGUCACUGUUGUCCUGUCGCAAACGCGGCUCAAAGUGGCAACGUUUGUGACGGAUUCCUUGCCCGAUCACAUGGUUUUCGUCGUUGCCAGGUUUCAGAAGGUGGUGCAGAUACCACCACCCAACACACCUUUCUCUGGUAUGACAGCACACGAGCCGAAGCAACUGUCACCCAGAAGCUCGCAGUGUUGGUUCGAAUGGGAUCUCAAGACGCAAAAACGCGACAUGGUAAAUUUGCAGGAGGCGGAGGCACACCACUCGUACCUCAAGAGGCUCAAGAAACAAGCCGAGUUUGAGCUGCUCACCGUGCUUGAACGCCCACUUUUGAGAAUGUGCUUCCAAGCCUUGAAGUCGCAGGUCCGACUCCGACAAAAGACUGUAUCUUUAUUGUGGUAA